AUGAUCAAGAAGAUGGGCAAAGGCAGAGCAGUAGUUGUCUACAUGGACUUUUGCAAAACCUUUGGCAAGCCAUCACCAGUUAAGAACAUUUUUAAUAACCUCAAUGGGGAAGCACACACGCCUUUGAAACAUUGUGAAGUAUCAGCAGUUUCGUCAAUACAUUCAUUCACUCAUACUUCAAUUGAGAAAAUGAGAUAUGAAAGGCCAUGUGAGUCAAUGGUUUCAACACGACCUACAUCUCCACUUGAAUCUGAGUCAUCCAUUCAAUUAAAGUCAUUGCCAGAACCAUUGCAGUCACCCUGUCUUUCAGUGGAUGUGAAAUCCUGCAAAUCAAAGAAAAUCUUUCAAGACAGAGCAACUACUCUUUUAUCACCAGUCCGCUCAGCAGCAAAGUCAACUUUCAACUCAGAUUUCUCACCUAUUGUAAGCUCAGUUUCCAUGCCUGAAGGGACUCCGUCAUGUUUACAAUCGUGUGAAGUCAAUGAAAAAGAUGAAGAGGUUCAGCAAGAAUUUCUCACGCUGAACAAAAAUAACAACUACACUACUAUGAAGAAGAGUUGUUCGUCUGAAAGUUCAAUUAUGACGGCAAGGUCAUCAAGCAACUUUACAAUGAGGACUAUUUCUAGCAAAAGAACCACUGCAGAGGAAACUCUAUCAACAUCGGCUGUUCUUGAAGAGGGGAGAAGAGGGAUGGAUAAAGUGCUUGAAAGUGAAGUGCAUCAAUCAGAGCUGACACAACACCAAUCACUGUUGUUAGCAGUCUUCAGUCAAAUCAAGGGAAAUAGCCAUCAGUCAGGUGGCUUAAUCCCAGUAAGUCAAGGGCAGCUUCUGAUACCAAUCCUGGGGCUUGAACACAGUUAUUCAGCCACAAUGGGUGUUCAGAUGCAGGAUUCUGUCCUCAUUGUGGAGGAAAAGUGGAAUAUCAGGCAGUCCUAUUUCUUCCCCAUUGUGGAUUGGUUUACUGUUGAAUAA
Messenger RNA from Stegostoma tigrinum, 972 nucleotides. RefSeq lists its product as uncharacterized. Lineage: Eukaryota; Metazoa; Chordata; Chondrichthyes; Orectolobiformes; Stegostomatidae. Bases 1 to 972 code for a protein of 323 amino acids. The record is from RefSeq and is a predicted model, not a curated record. The transcript has 6 exons.